AUGAUACGCCUUGCCGAUCACCCCUCAACGCAGGAACAGGGAGUAAAGAUUAGCAUCAAGCAAAACACCAAUGUAAAGGAAGAUGAUCUAGUCUAUUAUACCGACGGGUCAAAACUAGAUGAAAAUACAGGUUGCGCCUAUGUUGCCCUCAGACAGCAAAGCACAAUAGCACAAUGGAAAGGUCACCUGGACACAAAAUACAGCGUGUUUCAGAGUGAAGUAAUGGCCAUCAAACAAGCUCUACUUACGAUAAUCCAACAGCGGCAAAGAGACAGCUUCAUUAUAACAGACAGCCUCUCCUCGCUGUAUGCAAUUGUGAACCCUGUGCACAGCUCCCCACUGAUUGCAGAGAUUCAGACACAUCUGCGCGACCACAGCCAUCUGAACACCAGGAUAGAAUGGACCAAGGCCCACGUCGGCAACAGGGGGAACGAGCAAGCAGAUCAACUUGCAAAGGAGGCCGCAAGAAACAUCAAUGCGGAACAUAUCACCAUCCCAUGGCCAGUUUCAUAUUUAAAGAAAAGUCUGAAACACAAGGCAAAAUCCCUUUGGCAGGAGGAAUGGGAUACUGGUGAGACAGGACGCCGUGCUCACUAUCACGUCCCUACGGUAGACUCAGACCGUCUCAUAGUGCAUGCGCAAAUGGUCCGAUACAUUACCGGACACGGUCCUUUUCCCGUGUACUAUGAAAAACACGGGAUUGCACAAAACGCACAUUGUAUCUGUGGUGAGAUGGGCACCCCAGAUCAUUAUGUUACCCAAUGCCCGCUUACAGCAGAUCUGCACCUGCCAAUUCCAACUACAAACACGCAGGCUUUCUGCAGAUUUAUGGUUAAAGACAAACGUACUGUCCGAAAAAUCAACAAGAUAGUUGAUAAACUCAUGAACUUGGGCACAGACUUAUGUCUAAUCUAA
Molecule: messenger RNA, 915 nt
Organism: Stegodyphus dumicola
Lineage: Eukaryota; Metazoa; Arthropoda; Arachnida; Araneae; Eresidae
Source: RefSeq, a predicted model, not a curated record